UAAAACAUCUAAUCAGUGUUAAUAAAUUAAAUAUAAACGUAAAUAAUAUAUAAAGCGUGCUUGUGUAUACUAUAAUUUGUGGUAUUUAUGUUAAUUAAUGCGCAGUCAUUAAUAUAAUUAUGCCAACUCCGUUAAUGGACGAGAUUGAACCGAAGGAGCCUGCGACAGAUUUCAUCUAAUACUCACGUGGUGCAUGUCGUUUUUGUUAAAAAUGGGUGUUAAGAAGCAUUCUGAUAAAGCUGAUGAUUCUAUAAUAUCCAGCUCCAAACUUGCAUCGAAGAAGAAAAGUGACAAAGAUUCAUCUUUUGCUGCUAAUGAUUCAAUUUCCAAGAAGAAAAAGAGUGAUAAAGAUUCAUCUUUUGCUGCAAAUGAUUCAUUUUCAUUGAAGAAAAAAAGUGAUAAAGAUAAAUCUUUUGCUGCAAAUGAUUCAAUAUCUAAGAAAAAAAGUGAUAAAGAUACAUCUUUAGUUGCAAAUGACUCAUUUACAACGAAAACUCCAAAAUCUAGUAAAAGUACCAAGACACCAAAGUCUUCUAAGAAGUCAAUCUCUGAAGAUACUCUCAAUAUCUCAAAGAAAGCAAAAAAGUCACAAACAGUAGAAAUCAAAACCGAUGAUACAGAUUCGUCAGAGAAUGAAAUUUUCCAACCGAAACAAAAAAAUAAGAAAUCUAAAAAAGAUAAAGCCAAAGAGGUAGAACCACCUGUUAGAGAUGUCGAAUUGGAGAAGCACGAGGAAUCAUCAGAGGCUGUGGGAGAAUAUUGGCCUGAGGCGGAUUUGAAUGAAUUGUUUACGCAGAUUGAAAAUGUUUUACCUAAGAAUGAUAACAUGAAUUUUAAAACGAGGGCUGAUGGACUGGAUUGGGAGAAGAUAGCCUUCAAAAUGUACUCUGCACAAGAUUGCAGAAUUAUGUGGGAAUCAAUUUCGAAGAAACUUAGAGGCUUCAGACUUCUGCAGGAACUGUUAGAUGAUGCUAAAGUCUGGAGCAAAACACCAUGGCGAGAUUAUCAUAAGAAGAACAAGUUGCAUCCUGAUAUGCCUAAAAAACCACCCACAACUUACAUGUUGUACUUUAAACAAGUUUAUGAGAAGUACAAAAAGAAAAAUCCAAAUGACAAUGUGACAGAUUUGACCAAAAAAAUAUCAGAAAAGUACCGUAAUCUUUCUGAGGACAAGAAGGCUAAAUAUACCAAAAUGUAUGCUGAAAGCAAAGCGAAAUAUGAAACCGAUCUGGACAAUUUCUACAAAAAGCAUCCAGAUUUAAAGCCUGCUAGUAGAUCCAAAGGCUCUGCAAAAGUUACAAGCGGCGAUACUGAUCCAUCAGACGGAGGAGAGGGUAGUUCUGAGACAGUUAAAACAUCGAAGAAGGGUGCUAAAUCUGGACAACCUACAAAACCUUUGGCACCGUUCAGAUUAUUCUUUGAAGACAUGUUGAGGAAAGAAAAUAGAGGGGAUGUUGAUAAAGCAAGCUUCCAGUCCAACUGUCGAGAGAUUUGGAAUAAAAUGAAUGAUGAAGAGAAAGGAGUUUGGAUUAAUUUGUCUGUGAAGAAUGAAGACAAAUAUAAAGAACAACUAGAAACCAUGAAGUCCGAAAAUCCUGAUUCCACACCCGCUCAGCGCUUCAAAUCCUGUUUGACAAAAGACGAAAUCAUCAUAAGGGAUAGGUUGUUGGGAAAGCCUGAUAAGCCUCCAAAUUCUGCGUAUACGUUGUUUAGUACAAUGUUGUUGAAUUCUGAGGAGCUGAAAAUGUCGUUACCAAAAGACAGGAUGCUUUUGAUUUCUCAACAGUGGAGGAGUUUGGAUCCUAAAGAGAAGAAGGCUUAUGAGGAUCGUGUUAUAAGUUUAAAAGAAGCAUACAAAGUCCAGUAUGCAGAGUAUCUUAAUUCCCUGUCACCUCAGAAGCGUAAAGAAGAAUUAGAAGAUAAGAAAAAAAAUACUAGUAAGAAACAUAAACUAGAUGAAGAUGCAAAUGACAUUGACGAGGUGGAGGAAGUUAAUAACACUAAUGCCAAGAAGAAGGUGAAAUUGGAGAAAGUGGAGAAGCUGAACAUGAAGCUGUAUGAUGGAGAACCUGAGGCACCACCUAACCACCCUUCGAUACUUUUUGCAAAAACGUAUCGGGGCAACGAAUCAACGGCGCAAGCCGCCUGGAAAUCCUUGUCGGCAAAAACUCAAAACAAAUACAAAAAAAGACUCGAAGAGAUGAAACAAAAAUACAUGACAGAGUAUGAAGAGUUUCUGAAAAAUCUGGACGAGGAUCAAUUGCAAGACUAUUCUAAAUUCAUACAAGUUCGUGACGGUGUUGCAAGUUCAAGCCUGGAAACCAGCAGUGAUUCGAGCGAAGAAGGAAGUGAUUCUUCAUCGGAUGAAGAGGAUGAGGAUCCAAAACAGAUUCCAAAGUCUGUCAUAAUGGAAUCUGAUGACCCAGAAUCCGAUUCAAGUUCCUCAAGUGUUGAUGAUGAUGACUAGUAUUAAAGAUAAGUUAUUAUUUUACAUACCGAGUACAAAAUUUAUUUAUGUAUAUAUGAAUUAACUAGAUACUUAUUUUUUUAUAUAUUUUACACC
Molecule: messenger RNA, 2563 nt
Organism: Ctenocephalides felis (cat flea)
Lineage: Eukaryota; Metazoa; Arthropoda; Insecta; Siphonaptera; Pulicidae
Product: nucleolar transcription factor 1-like
Exons: 15
Coding region: 194-2467 (757 amino acids)
Source: RefSeq, a predicted model, not a curated record